CCCGUCUCCCGCAGCAGGCUUGAGCUCCGGCCGGUCGCGCGUCGCCUCCCGUCGCUUACGUCAUGGCUCUCAGCGAUGCCGACGUGCAGAAGCAGAUUAAGCACAUGAUGGCUUUUAUUGAACAAGAAGCCAAUGAAAAAGCAGAAGAAAUAGAUGCAAAGGCAGAAGAAGAGUUCAACAUUGAGAAAGGUCGUCUUGCGCAAACCCAAAGACUGAAGAUUAUGGAAUACUACGAGAAGAAAGAAAAGCAGAUUGAGCAGCAGAAGAAAAUUCAGAUGUCCAAUUUGAUGAAUCAAGCGAGGCUCAAAGUCCUCAGAGCAAGAGAUGACCUUAUCACAGGCCUACUAAAUGAAGCAAAACAGAGACUCAGCAAAGUGGUAAAAGAUACGACCAGGUACCAAGUACUGCUGGAUGGACUGGUCCUCCAGGGUUUGUACCAGUUGUUGGAACCCCGAAUGAUCGUCCGUUGCAGGAAACAGGAUUUCCCUCUGGUGAAGGCUGCAGUGCAAAAAGCAAUCCCCAUGUACAAAAUCGCCACCAAAAAAGAUGCUGAUGUCCAGAUUGACCAGGAGGCCUACCUGCCUGAGGAACUAGCCGGCGGGGUUGAGAUCUAUAACGGGGAUCGCAAAAUCAAGGUUUCCGAUACCCUAGAAAGCCGGCUGGACCUCAUAGCCCAGCAGAUGAUGCCCGAAGUGUGCGGAGCCUUGUUUGGUGCAAAUGCCAACUGGAAGUUUUUGGACUAAGCCUGCAGGAGGUGGCGUCCACCUGCUGUGUGAUGUGGACGUUUCUGACAUUUGAAGAAACAAGACGGCCUGUGUCGCUCCCUCUCUGCUGUCCUCCUGUUCUGAAUCUGUCAGUGGAUGCCCUUCUGUAGCUAACGCCCUGGCUGAUGGGUAAUGAUGGGAGAAUCUCACUUAAUAUGAUCAGGAAACUUUCCUCUAGAUUGUCUCAAAGUAACACAGCUUCCCACUGUUCUGCAGCACG
This is a messenger RNA of Hippopotamus amphibius kiboko, 984 nucleotides long. RefSeq names its product V-type proton ATPase subunit E 1-like. Gene Ontology annotation, biological process: proton transmembrane transport. The record is from RefSeq and is a predicted model, not a curated record. NCBI's taxonomy places the organism in Eukaryota, Metazoa, Chordata, Mammalia, Artiodactyla, Hippopotamidae. Gene Ontology annotation, cellular component: proton-transporting two-sector ATPase complex, catalytic domain. Gene Ontology annotation, molecular function: proton-transporting ATPase activity, rotational mechanism. The transcript has a single exon. The coding region runs from base 63 to 743 and encodes 226 amino acids.